GGGCAACAGAGUGGACGAGUCAGCACGCCGGCUGGCCGUGGUGCAUGUACCUCGAGAUGCUUGAUACCCUUCUCUCGUUCUCGAGGCGGGACCCGUGCUGGUGGUCGUUGUUGGCGGUGAUGCCACGGCCUCAGCCGGAUGCGCACACCGAGGCGCUCGAGAGAUCGAUGGGCUCAACAGGCCGUCCGUGGGUCGGGUUGCAGCGGACCGCGGCGUCCCCGAACAACGGCGGGACAGCCACCUUCACGUGCAGAGCGCACCAACGGCAAGGCACUCCCGCCAUCGCGGACCACUCAAAAUUCGCAAUCGACUCAACUACCGGGCGAUCAGGCCUCCUCCUCCUCCCUCGCGGGCGGCCUGCGCAGCCACUGCCGGACCGCAGCGUCGCUCUCCUGGGCCGGCCUCCUCGGGAGGCCCGCCAACGUGCAUGGCAAGCGGGGUGUGCCGAGGAGGCAACUAGCGCGGCCUGCAAUGCGGCCGGCCAGGCAGACAGGGCACGGCCGGGCGAGAGGCUGGGCCGCACGCGGGAAUGAACCAGUCAGAUGCUUCUCCGGCGGACGUUGCAAGCCCUCAGAUCCUCCUCAAUGUGCCGUUCCUUGGGUCGGAACGACUACUGUGGUACAUACAUACCCUGGUAGGUGCGUCGUAACGCUGGAUUUCAGGCGCACCUCCUGCCAAUAGAAAAGAAUUCUGUCGUUUUCGCUCGACGCCGGCAUUUGCCGUUGGCGCGGAAAGCUUCCUGGUUGGCCGAGACAGGUAGUCUGGGUGGCAACUGGCUCAUCCGAUAGCUUGACGAGCCGUUUGACAGAAGAAUGAAAAACAAGGAAA
Molecule: messenger RNA, 828 nt
Organism: Thermothielavioides terrestris NRRL 8126
Lineage: Eukaryota; Fungi; Ascomycota; Sordariomycetes; Sordariales; Chaetomiaceae
Exons: 1
Coding region: 139-681 (180 amino acids)
Source: RefSeq, a predicted model, not a curated record